Molecule: messenger RNA, 1813 nt
Organism: Oreochromis aureus
Lineage: Eukaryota; Metazoa; Chordata; Actinopteri; Cichliformes; Cichlidae
Product: butyrophilin subfamily 3 member A2-like
Exons: 7
Coding region: 96-1484 (462 amino acids)
Source: RefSeq, a predicted model, not a curated record
UGCUUUGCAGUGACUCGUUAAUACUUGUCUCAGUUCCUGUUUCCUGCUCAGCUCCAACGAUUCAUUUCACUUUAACAGCGACAGUUUGGAUCACUAUGUCUUUAUCCGUGACAUCUAGAAUGAGUCCUAUAAAGAAUAAACAUCUCUUGGUUUUGCAUCAUGUUGUUGUCGUCCUCCUUUUUCUAACACAAUCUUGUGAUGGUCAGCAUCAGAUGAUUGGUCCAACUCAGCCAGUAGUGGCCAUGAUUGGUGAUGACAUCACUUUGCCAUGCCACCUGGAACCUGCUGUGGAUGUUGUUGACCUGACUGUGGAUUGGUCCAGAACUGACCUCAAACCUAGAUCUGUCUAUGUGAGGCGAGAGGGUGUGGAGCUUCUGACUGAGCAGAAUCCUUUGUACACAGGAAGAACAUCACUGUCUGUCAACAAACUGCAGUGUGGAGACGUUUCAUUGAAACUCUCCACAGUAAAACUCUCUGAUGCAGGAACAUACAAAUGCCUUGUACCUAAAUUUAAUGCAGAAACUGUGGUGAUGCUUGCUGUAGGUUCAGUUUCCUCACCAGUCAUAGAACUCACUAAUGUCAAAAAUGAAAUGGUGUUAGAGUGUAAAUCUAAUGGCUGGUAUCCAGAGCCUCAGAUGUUGUGGGUGGACAGUGAGGAAAAACCUAUUUCUGUGGAACCUACAAAGAAUGUCAGAGGUUCUGAUGGGCUCUAUAGUGUCAGCAGUAAAGUGACUGUGGAGAAAGGACAGAGCUACAGCUUCAGCUGCAAAGUUCAACAGAAGAAUAUCAGUCAAAUCAAAGAGACACACAUCCAUGUUUCAGGUGAUCUCUUUAUGGUCCAGUCUAAUACUGCUGUUCACAUUAUCAUCAACUUGGCUGUUUGUUUAAUAACUGUCGGGACAGCAGCAAUCCUAAUAUGGAAACGUGGACAAAAGAAAACCAAAAUCAGUAGACAUGAUGAGGAUGUAAAUGAACUACAUCAAACAGAGAUGGAGGAGAAAUCACACAGAGAAUGUGAGGAAAAGAAAAGACUUGAAGAUGAGUUGCAGAACAAUGAGGAAGACUUAAAACAUGUCAGACAAACCAUUGAAAAACUGAUGGAGCAGAAGACAUUUCUGAAGAACCAGAGAGAAAAACUCAUCACACUACUGCAGGAGGACAAGACAGAGAUGAAAGAGGCCAUGAAAAAGUUGGAGAUAGAACCAAAAACUGACAGAGAGAAAAAAAUGCAGAAGCGUGGAGAUACAAAAGUUAACCUAGAAAAGAGAACAGAAGUACAUGAAGAACUGUUAAAGAUGACAGAAAAACUAAUGGAGGAAACAGAGAACAUUAUUAUCCAAAUGACAGAAAAAAAGGGAAAAAUAGAAAAAGAUAAGGAACAAAUUAAUAAACACUUGAGAGAGAAAGAGAAAGAAAUAGAAGAGAUUCAGAAGAAACUGUCAGAGAAACAAGUGAGAAACACUGAGCAGCAAAGGACAGAGUAACACAACAAACAAAACAUGGAUUUUGCUGUUUUUUCCUCUUGCUGUCAUUUUGCAAUGUGAUGCCUAAUGUUUCUUUAUUUGUUUGCUUUAAAUUUAUACUACAUACAUUUAAACAAUCAAUCAAUCAAUCAAGGCUUUAUUCGCCACAUGCAGGUUGCCCUGCAGUGAAAUGGGACCCCAUGGUGAAAUGGAAGUGUGUGCAUAUCAGUAUAUGUAUGUGUGUGCGUGUCCAUAGUUCAGCUGAGACAGUGUCCUUCGCCCUGCCAGGCUAAGUAAACAGUCUUCCAGCCAACCCAGGUGGCCUUGAGUGGGAAGGAACAGUCUAAACA